AUGUUCGACAUACUAGCAGACACUGAGAAUAAUUCAGUGCAUUAUGAUCAGUAUAAUCAUGUACCAAAGCUAAAAUUACUAGCAGUGCCGUAUAACAGUCAAGCUGAGCGCGAUGGCAUUAUAUAUACGCAAAGUGACCUAUUUCAUCAAAUAAAAUCUUUCAAUGUACAAUUCUACCAUUUACAAAGCUUCGAAAAUGCACAUAUUGAACCCACUGAAAAUAAAUGUACAACAGUCAACGCAAGCUCAGCUUUCACAGAUAAUAAUAGUAAUAAUCAGGAAACUAACUCACUAGCCAUAAUCAGUGAGCAGAGGAAGCUUUUAUUCACAAUACCAGUCACAAUUAAUUUCAAUAAAAAUUUAAACAAUGUCUGUGAAAGUAUCAUAGAGGAAGGCUGUGAUGAGUGUUCAGAAAUCCGGCCGAAUAAAUUAUUUUAUAUGCUGACAAAACUAAGCGGGCUAUCAAAUAGUCUUGGCAGUACAAAUUCACUAUCAGUAAAUAUACAGAUACACGACAAUGUCAGUAAGACAAAUCAGGUGUUCAGUGUUAUGCGUCACUAUCAGUUAUAUAGAGAAGUGCAAAAGGCUUUACACUUAUUGCAGGAAUUUUCAGGUAAAACAAAAGAUUGUUAUUAUCAGUAA
This is a messenger RNA of Trichobilharzia szidati, 642 nucleotides long. The record is from the annotation of a GenBank genome assembly. Lineage: Eukaryota; Metazoa; Platyhelminthes; Trematoda; Strigeidida; Schistosomatidae.